Sitodiplosis mosellana (orange wheat blossom midge) is the source of this 2779-nucleotide messenger RNA. RefSeq lists its product as uncharacterized. The record is from RefSeq and is a predicted model, not a curated record. The coding region runs from base 181 to 684 and encodes 167 amino acids. The transcript has 5 exons. Lineage: Eukaryota; Metazoa; Arthropoda; Insecta; Diptera; Cecidomyiidae.
CGCCUGUUCGAAGUAACAUCUCUUAGCUUUUUUUGCAUAAAAAAGUGUGAAUUUAAACUAAAAAUCUAAAGUGUUUCGAAUUUCAAUAGUUAAAUUUCGAUUGAACUCCCAAAUUUAUUGGUAUUCACGAAGGCGUAUUUCUCGAAGUACAACCUCAGCAUUCGGGUAUAAAAAGUCAAAAUGCCAUUACCGACCGUUGAACAUUGCUGUUGUUGCGUUGACUUGAUAACUGCUGGUAAAAUCAUGGGUUGGCUUGGAGUCUUGAAUGGAAUCCUUUCAUUCAUUGGAAGUUUUAAUCAUAUCGGAAAUUUAUUAGCGGCUGCCGCUAGUAUAGCACUUAGUGCUUGUUGGCUCUAUGGAAUCGAAAAAUCCCAACCAAGCUACCUGCUCCUGAAUGUGGUACUAACAACGAUUGGUAUUGUGAUUCUUUACAUUGCUGAUGUCAUUAUUUUGCUUGUUGCUGUUUAUAUAGCAACAUUAUCUGAAAAGCCCAAAGAACUCAACGACUUCCCACUAGCUUUCAUUGUAUUCGUUGUCAUCCUCAUGACAAUACUAGCUACGUACUGUUGGGUUAUCACCAACUCUGUCUACGCAGCAGUGAAAGAACGUUCUAAAGAACUACCAAACGUUUACCAUGGCGUUUCUCGAGGUGUCUGUCAGGAUGCAUCUAAAAUUCCGGCUUAAUUUUUGGUCCACUACUGACCGACAACAUUAUCCAAAUCAAUCAAUGUCUUUAUAACUGUCAUGUGUAUUGGUGAAUGGACAAGUGAAUAUGUUGUGUCUUUCAAAACCAUUGCAACAAAUAUUGUAUGUUACUAACACAGCUUCCAAAAAUUCCACGUUGCAAGCAGAAUUCACUAAAGCUCAACUUAUUCGAAUGUGACAUUUCCUUCGAAAUAACUUCUCCAACUCCAUUGGAAUGUUACUAUUCCUGUCCAUUCCCUUCGUUCCGUGAAACAAUCGGUUCCAGUCUGCAGCUGUUAGUCACUUGUUGCUUGUCACUUGAACAACAACUUGUUUGGUUGUUCUCGUUUCGGGGAAUCCAGCAAAUAACUUUGGCCUUGGCCUAUUUUCCGUUUGAUUUUUCAAUUGGUCACCUUUUUCACUUUGAACGAAGACAAUAAAAGAAAAUCGACUCACUGCAGAAACUGAUUUUCACGUAACAUAAAAGCUUUCUAUGUUUAGCAUAAAAUGUUCUAAGUGUUUGAAAGAGAAAUGAAGAGAAGAUACGUAGAAAGUACAUCAGCUGAUGUCAUUCAGAGUGUUUCGAAUGAACAAUCAUAAGCGGAGAUUUUUUAAUGGUGAUUUUCAAAUCGAUCGUUUUUGAAGAGUUUUUCGACUCGUUGUCAAAGAAAGAGUUGACUACACUUGGCCAAACGUACAAACGUAUGCAGUCGAUUACAACAUCAAGAUGAACUACGUUGCAAUCAAACCAAAACUCAAAAGUGAUGGCAGGCAUUCAAGUGAUAGUUAAUUAGGCAACCAUUCAAAUUAAAUUGAAUGGAUUGCGUUCUGAAGCAUAUCCAUAUUGACAAUACUAAUUAAGGAAGAGUCAUUGAAAAUGUAACGAACGUGUAAAUCUGGAAUUGACUGAAUUUGAAAUUGCAACAAUUGAUGACGUUAUACCGUUCAUUCGUUAUUCACCCCAAAUUACAGAAGAUCGUUGUAUUUCAUCUUCAGAAGAACCACGAAGAUAAUCUCAACAUAGCCGAAUUGAACAAAGAACGGUCGAAAUUACCCAACGCAAGUAAAAUCACUGUUUAUCUAAAAGAACAUGUGUAUCUGGAGGUGAAAUAGGCCAAAAAUCGAACCGAAUGGAAUUUCAUUGAGAUUAAGCGAGGUGCAUCAUUUAAUGCACUGAACCAUCAUUUCAAUUAUGAGAACCAUGCCAGAGUGAAAUUUUGAAGAGGAAGAAUUUAGAUCAUUCAUUAGAAGCAAAAUUAUCUUACCAAUCAUAAUUAUCAUAGAAGUCAUAAAUGUAUUGCCGGAAUACCAAAAGACAGUCAAUGACAUCUCUAAACCAACUUAUUAAAUCAUCGAAUAUUUCGAGCAACUUUUUUCAGUCGUGUGUGGCUUAAGUUGAAUAUAAUCAACUUUACGGCGACACUAGCAGCUUCUCUGCACACACAUCGUAGAAGAGAGUACAAAAAUCAUAGUAUUUUGGCAAAUGCAUCGAGUAACCAUUGCAAAACAUCAAUACGUUUUGGCUAACGCGUAGUACCGGCCCACAGAGAAGCUGUUAGCGUCACCGUAAAGUUGAUUAUAUUCUAGUAAAGCUAUACACGUUUAAAAAAAGUUGCCGAAAAAUUCAAUGAUUCAAUGAGUUGGAAUUGAGAUGGCAUUGACUGCUAUGUUUCAAAUGACUUACAUUUGAAAUGUAUUGUGGCACUUUCCCUAUGAUAGAAGUAAAACUAAAAGAAUACUACUUUUUUCGAUGUCAACUAUUGUCAUACUUAAUAUUAAAACAACUAUGGUUUGAUUCGUUGAACAAUUGGCUACAUAUGUAAAUUGUGCUAACAUACUCACAUAUACGCACAUAGAUGUGUGAUGCGUUAUACGUGAACCAGGUGCUUGUGUGCCCAUAUAUAUAUUCCCCAAGAUUUUGUAUCGAAUUUUGCUUCUUCAACAAAGAAAUGAAAAUCGUCUGGAAGAUUUCGAAAAGUAUAUGUUUUUUUUGGCAUAAAGCAUCGAAAUCGAUAAUUAUUUGGUCAAGACAUGUCCAUUUUAUCAAUUUUGACCGAAAAAAAAUCUAACGGCCAAAUGUUGACCUGUUUCGAUG